AUGCCUGCGGCAUUCGGUAAACAAGAAAUCGAGGAGAUCUAUCGGAAAUUCAAGCAAAUGAAGGACUCUGGCGUGCCCACUUCCGACCCCGAGUUCAUUAAAACCCAACAGUUUCUGAUGAAUGUUCAGCAAGCUCAUCUGCCUGCCCCCUCAGGCUCGACUUCCUCUCCUUCCAGUCAGAACAACAACGCAAUGGGCCUCUUUUCUCAGCAGCAACUCACCAUGCUGAGACAGCAGAUUAGCGCCUUUAAGCUGCUCUCGCGAAAUGCUGGCCUGUCCCAGAACAUCCGCCAGGCACUCUUCUCCCAGCGACAGAGGCGACAACUCUCCCUUUCCGAGUCGACACAAGGCGUCCCAGCUGCCGCCCAGUCCGCGCAGGACUUGGGUAAGAAAUCGAUAAAUGGAGCUGAUACAACCGUCCAUGGUGAUACUGUGGCGACCGAGCCAGGGCCGAAAAGCGCCAAGUCACCAUAUGCCAUGGUGAAAAAUAGCAUCAGCUAUUACGACCACAAUCAACGCAAGAACCGUUGGAUUAUUCCUAGUAUCUUCCCAACUGGUGUUGACACCGAUCAGUUGCGCCUCGAACAGGAGCGCUCGUUAUUCAAUCGUAUGAGCCAUAGAUAUCAGCAGCUAAAGGCUCUGCCCGCCAAUAUGGCUCACUGGGAUUCGACCCAGGAGGCGACCGAGGCAGACGAAAGGCUGCGCCUGAAAGCCAUCAUCGAAAUGAAGGCGCUGGAGCAGUAUGCUAGACAGCGCAAAUUGCGGGAGAAGGUGGGCCAAAUGAUGAUGUCUUACGACAACCUGGCGAUGACGACCAACCGCAGCAACUACCGGCGUAUGAAGAAGCAGAGUGUUCGCGAGGCAAGAAUCACGGAGAAACUCGAGAAACAGCAGCGUGAUGCGCGGGAGAACCGUGAGAAGAAGAAGCACGUCGACUUCCUACGAGCCAUCUGUAACCAUCGGUCUGAAAUCAUCGGCGCAGCGGAAUCGCAGAGGAACAAGUCGCACAAGCUUAGCCGAGUCAUGUACAACCAGCACUACAACAUCGAGAAAGAGGAGCAGAAGCGCCUGGAGAGAACUGCUAAACAGCGUCUCCAAGCCCUUAAGGCUAACGACGAAGAAGCCUAUCUUAAGCUGCUCGACCAAGCCAAGGAUACCCGUAUCACACAUCUUCUCCGGCAGACUGACGGCUUCCUCAAGCAACUCGCAUCGUCCGUCAAAGUUCAGCAACGCCAAGCUGCGGAGAGGUAUGGCGAUGAUAGUGGUGCUUUCGACCAGGAAGAGGAGGAGAGCGAGGUUGGGUCUGAGGAUGAAGAUGACGAGGAUAGCAGCCGCAAGAUUGAUUACUAUGCUGUCGCGCAUCGCAUUAAGGAAGAAGUCACCGAACAGGCUGAUAUCCUGGUUGGCGGCAAGCUUAAGGAAUACCAAGUCAAGGGUCUUCAGUGGAUGAUAUCGCUGUACAACAACAACCUAAAUGGUAUCCUUGCCGAUGAAAUGGGUCUCGGAAAAACAAUUCAAACCAUCAGUCUCAUCACCUACCUCAUCGAGCGGAAGCAACAGUCUGGGCCUUACUUGGUCAUUGUGCCCCUUAGUACCCUCACAAACUGGAACCUUGAGUUCGAGAAGUGGGCUCCUUCCGUCUCGCGCAUCGUUUACAAGGGCCCGCCAAACGCCCGAAAACAGCACCAAGAAAAGAUCCGCCAGGGCAAAUUCCAAGUUUUGCUGACUACUUACGAGUACAUCAUCAAGGACCGCCCUAUACUUAGCAAGAUUAAGUGGUUCCACAUGAUUAUCGACGAGGGUCACCGCAUGAAGAACACCCAAUCGAAGCUCACGGCGACGAUCCAAGGCUACUACCACACUAGGUUCAGGCUCAUUCUCACUGGUACGCCUCUGCAGAAUAAUCUCGGCGAACUCUGGGCCAUGCUCAAUUUCGUCCUCCCCAACAUCUUCAAGUCAGCAAAGACAUUUGACGAAUGGUUCAACACACCUUUUGCGAAUACGGGUGGCCAGGACAAGAUGGAUUUGACAGAAGAAGAACAGAUCCUAGUCAUUAGGCGCCUGCACAAGGUUCUUCGGCCAUUCCUUCUUCGGCGUCUGAAGAAGGAUGUUGAGAAAGACCUUCCCGACAAGACUGAAAAGGUUAUCAAGUGCAAGUUCUCUGCUCUGCAGUCCAAGCUUCAUAAGCAAAUGGCUACUACGAACAAGAUCAUAGUCGGCGAUGGCAAGGGUGGCAAGAGUGGCGCCCGUGGCUUGAGCAACAUGAUCAUGCAGCUGAGGAAACUCUGCAAUCAUCCGUUUGUUUUCGACGAAGUUGAGAACAUUCUGAAUCCGCUCAGCGUCAGCAACGAUCUCCUAUGGCGCACUGCUGGUAAAUUUGAGCUUCUGGAUCGCAUUCUUCCUAAAUACCAAGCCACGGGGCAUCGUGUCCUCAUGUUUUUCCAAAUGACAGCCAUCAUGGAUAUCAUGGAAGAUUACCUAAGGUAUAGAAAAUUUGAGUUCUUGCGUCUCGAUGGUAUGACCAAGUCGGAAGAUCGAUCGGAGCUCCUCAGAUUGUUCAACGAACCCAACUCGAAGUACUUCAUGUUCCUCCUUUCAACCCGCGCUGGUGGUCUUGGGUUGAACCUGCAGACUGCCGACACCGUCAUCAUCUACGAUUCUGAUUGGAACCCUCACCAGGAUCUCCAGGCCCAGGACCGUGCUCAUCGUAUCGGCCAGAAGAACGAGGUUAGAAUUCUUCGCUUGAUUAGUUCUAACUCGGUCGAGGAAAGGAUCCUAGAGCGCGCCAGAUUCAAGCUCGACAUGGAUGGAAAGGUCAUCCAGGCUGGUAGAUUCGACAACAAGUCUUCCGAGACGGAUCGAGAUGCCAUGUUGAGAACGCUCCUUGAAGCUGCUGAUAUGGCAGAAGCGGGCGAGCAGGAGGAGAUGAACGACGAGGAGUUGAACAUGAUAUUAGCUCGCGGUGACCAUGAAUUCUCCAUAUUCCAGAAGAUGGACGAGGAGAGAGCAAAGGACCCCGUAUAUGGCUCAGGUCCUGGCUGUACAGGCAAGCCUAGACUAAUGACGGAAGACGAGCUACCGGAUAUCUACCUAAACGAGGGUAUCCCUGUAGAAGAAGAGGAGGAAGUUGUGCUUGGUCGCGGCGCCCGUGAGAGAACCAAGGUCAAGUAUGACGAUGGCCUCACCGAAGAGCAAUGGCUGAUGGCUGUGGACGACGACGAGGAUAGCCCUGAAGCCGCCGCCGCCAGGAAGCUAGCGCGCCGAGAAAAGAGGGAGGCGAAAAGAAGUAAACUGGGUGUCUCCCAGGAGCAGGACUCUCCUGUUCCGAGCCGCGCAAGCACUGAAGAGGUGGAGGCAGUGGAGACCCCUAAGAAGCGCGGUCGCAAACCCGGGACGAAGGUUGAGAAGCGCAAAGCAGAGGACGGCGACGAAGAGCCCCCGCCGAAAAAGCGCCGUGGGCCCCAGGGCCGGCCGAAAGCGAUCGCCACCGCGAACGGCGAUUCCCGCGUGAGCCCUCAGCAACGCGAAGCUUUGCAGAAGAGUCUCCGGUCGCUCUACGAUGGUUUGAUGAAUUUGGAAUCAGAUGACCUCGUUGAACCGGUUGACGAAGACGACUCCGAACCCCCGAAGAGGCUUAUAAUAGGGCCGUUUGUCAAGCUGCCGCAUAAACGAGACUACGCCGACUACUACCUCAUCAUCCAAUCUCCUAUAUGCAUGAAGAUGAUGGAGGCGAAGAUCAAGAAGGGAGAGUACAAGUGCCUGGGCGAUAUGCGUAAGGACUUCGACUUGAUGAUUCGAAACUGCCGGACAUACAACGAGGAUGGCAGCAUGUUGUGGAAGGACGCUGCGAUUAUGGAGGAUUAUUUCAAUAAGGAACUCGAGUCGGCGCUCGAGAAGAUACCCGAGCUCAAAGAACUAGAGGAUCUUUUCGAGAAAGAAGGGUCUGCUCCAGAGUCCGGUGCUGGCGACACCCCACAACCGGCGGCAUCCGGAACUCGGAUUCGUUUGAUCUCUUCAAGCGUGAAGGAGACGCCGAAUGGGGACAAAACCGAAGAGUAA
Molecule: messenger RNA, 4059 nt
Organism: Parascedosporium putredinis
Lineage: Eukaryota; Fungi; Ascomycota; Sordariomycetes; Microascales; Microascaceae
Source: the annotation of a GenBank genome assembly